This is a messenger RNA of Crotalus tigris (Tiger rattlesnake), 3487 nucleotides long. Its product is annotated as zinc finger protein 84-like. The transcript has 2 exons. The coding region runs from base 933 to 2462 and encodes 509 amino acids. The record is from RefSeq and is a predicted model, not a curated record. NCBI's taxonomy places the organism in Eukaryota, Metazoa, Chordata, Lepidosauria, Squamata, Viperidae.
UUGUGGGAGCUUCAACACUGAAGGCUUUCAAGAAGAGACUGGACUGCCAUCUAUCAUAAAUGGUGUAGAGUCUCCUGCUUGGGCAGGGGGUUGGACUAGAUCCCCAUUCCAUUCCAUUGUUCUAACCACCAUUACAACAUGUAACUGAAAUUGGCAGGCCUAAUUACAAUUGUAUCUCGAGGACUACUUGUAUGGUGGCUGGAGAAUUCUGUCGCUCAAAAUCUGGAGGACAAAAGUUAGAAGAUGGAAACUCCACAUGUGGGAAUUUUAUAAUCAAUAUACAAAAAACAUAACACACAAGUCAAUUUGAGGAAGUUCUGCAAAAAAAAAAAUAUUCAGAAACUUUUGCUGAUAACCAGAAACAGACAAAGAGGAUGGCAAUAAGACCCCUCUGGACAACUGAAAAUAACAAGCAACAUUGGAAAGGAAAGCAAAACCAGCCAGAAAUCAAGAUAUUUUCCAUUUCCUUCAGAAAGCCACACAAUUCUUCUCCUUCCCCAGCAGGUGAGAGACAAAGGAGAGAAAAUUAAGAGGACAUUUUGGACUCACACCAGGGAGAAACUGUGAGUGUCCAGUUUAAGGGAAAAGUUUCAUUACAAAUUCCCACCUCAUGACACCCGUGAAGAUUCAUACAAGGGAGAAACACUUUGAGUGUCCUGAUUGUGGGAAAAGAUUCAGUCAACAUUGCCACCUGGUAAUACACCAGAUACAUUCACUAUAGGUAGAAACUGUAUCGUAGUUCUGAUUUUGAGAAAAGUUUCACUAACAAUUCCAGCCUGGUUGCACACCAGAGGACUCUGACAGGAGAAAACCCGUAUGAAUGUCCAGAAUGUGGGAAAUGUUGCAGUAAGAAUCCCAGCCUGGUGAUACGCCAGAGGCCUCAUACAGGAGAUAAACUGUAUGAGUGUCAAGAUUGUGGGGAAACUUUCAGUAUGAAUUCCAACCAGGUGCCACAUCAAAAGACUCACAUAGGAGAGAAAAUGUAUGAUUGUCCAGAGUGUGGGAAAAAAUUCAGUAAGAAUUCUAUCCUAGUGACACAUCAGAGGACUCACACAGGAGAGAAACCAUAUGAGUGUCCUGAGUGUGGGAAAAGUUUCAGACGGAAUUCCCACCUGGUGAUACACCAGAGCACUCACACUGGGGAGAAACCCUUUAAAUGUCUUGAGUGUGGGAAAAGUUUCAGUCACAAUUUCAGCCUUGUGAUACACCAAAGGAUUCACACAGGAGAGAAACCCUUUCAAUGUCCUGAUUGUAGGAAAUGUUUCCGUCACAGUUCCAGCCUGGUAAUACAUCAGAGAAGUCACACAGGCAAGAAACCAUAUGAGUGUCCAGAUUGUGGGAAAUGUUUCAGUCAGAAUUCCAUUCUGGUGGUACACCAGAGGAUUCACAAGAGGGAGAAACUGUAUGAUAUUCCUGAUUUUGGGAAACAUUUUAGUAAGAAUUUAAGCUCUGUGACACACCAGAGGACUCACACCAGAGAGAAAAAAUAUGAGUGUCCAGAGUGUGGGAAAAGUUUCACUAAGAAUUCCAGCCUUGUGGCACACCAGAGGACUCAGUCCCAGGACAAACUGUAUGAAUGCCCUGAGUGUGGUAAAAGUUUAAGUUAUUAUUCCAGUCUGGUAACACACCAGUGGAUUCACACAGGAGAUAAACCAUAUGAAUGUCCAGAAUGUGGGAAAUGUUUCAGUAAGAAUUCCAGCCUGGUGAUACACCAGAGGACUCACACAGGAGAGAAACCAUAUGAGUGUCCAGAUUGUGGGAAAAGUUUCAGUCAGAAUUCCAGCCUUGUGACACACAAAAGGACUCACACAGGAGAGAAACCGUAUGAGUGUCCAAAGUGUGGCAAACGUUUCAGUAUGAAUUGCAACCUGGUGGUACAUCAGAAGACUCACACAGGAGAGAAACCGUAUGAUUGUCCAGAAUGUGGGAAAAGAUUCAGUAAGAAUUCUAGCCUAGUGACACAUCAGAGGACUCACACAGGAGAAAAACAAUAUGAUUGUCCAGAAUGUAGGAAAAAUUUCAGUAAGAAUUCGAGCCUGGUGGCACACCAGAGGACUCAUGCUCUGGAGAAACCACAUGAAUGUCCUGAGUGUGGGAAAAGUUUCACUCGUAAUUCCACCCUGGUGAUACACCAGAGGAUUCACAUGGGAGAGAAACCGUAUGAGUGUCUAGAUUGUGGGAAAACUUUCAGUUGUAAUUCCACCCUGGUGACACACCAGAGGACUCACACAGGAGAAAAACCAUAUGAGUGUCCAGAGUGUGGGAAAUGUUUCACUAAGAAUUCCAACCUGGUGACACACCAGAGAAGUCACACAGGAAAUAAACCAUAUGAGUGUCCAGAUUGUGGGGAAAGUUUCAGUCAGAAUUCCAGCCUCAUGACACACAAGAGGUCUCACAAAGUACAGAAACAUAUGACUAUUCAGAGUGUGGGAAAAGGUUCAGUAAAACUUCCUAUCUUAUGAGACACCAGAGGAUGCAUACAGGGGAGAAAUCUUUUGAAUGCCUUGAUUGUGGAAAAAGUUUUAGUCAGAAUGACAGCCUGUUGACUCACCAGAUGACUUGUAUUAGGAAGAAAUGGUAUGAAUGUCCUGAUUGUGGGAAAAGUUUCAGACAGAAUUCCAACCUGGUUAUACACCAGAGGACCCACAGUCUUGAUAAAGGCUAACUAAUUUCUAGUGAUCAGAAGUUUCUGGAUAUUUCCUUUUGCAGAAGUUAUGGAAUUCUUCAAAAAGGCUUUUGGGUGGUGGUUUUUCCAUAUUUUUUAUGGAAUUUCCACAAUUGAAGUUUCUUCUACCUUGGUGUCCUCCAGAUUUUGAGUCCCAGAAUUUCCCUGCCAGUAUACAAGUAGUCCUCGAGAUAUAAGUGUAAUGGAGCUUACCAAUUACAGUUUUAUGUUGUAAUCACUGUUAAACAAGACUGCUGUGCUUAACUUACUCCACCCCACCCCCCUCUCUCCCUGAUAUAAGUUGUUAAAUGUGUGCGUUGUUAAACAGAACACUGGCUACUUCAGUGUUGGGGGCAUACCCCAGGUCAAGGCUUGUGUUCCAAAGGCCUCCCCUACCUCAACCUUUUGAUCAUCCCAGGCCUUUCCCUUCCCCACGGGACUGUCCCUUUCUCUCAAUUCAACUUCCAGCUGCUUCUUCUUGGAAGAAGCACAAAAGCUUCUCUUCACACUAUGCUCCUUUCAUGAGUGAUCCCAAAGAGGAAGUUCCUCUUUGCUUCCCAUCUCCUCCCAUCCUUUCUAGCAAUAAAGUACUCCAUGGUUUUAACUCCUUUAAGCUCAACCCCAGAAACCGCCCACGGUAUUGUCCGCUUUCUAGGCACAAAUGUUGCCAUCUCCGGAUAGGAUGCUUCUCAACCAAGAAGAUCCUACAGCUUCUUCAAAACUUAAGAAGCUUAGAUGAGAAGCAAAACUUUUUCAAGGAAAAACACCUUUGGACAACCAUGAUCUGGGUGAUUGAGAAACUGCAUAGAUCAGGGCUUUUCA